AUGGCUUUUCUCGGCCAGAGCGAUCGAGCUGGCUUGUUGGUUGGCAUUUAUAUGGUCAACGCAAUCACUGGCGUUCAACCAGUCGACUUCCAGUGGAUCAUGUGCAAUACCGCUGGGCACACGAAACGAGCCUUCCUCAGCGCAGCGUUGAAUGCAGCGUUUGCGGUUGGCAAUAUCAUCGGCCCACAAACGUUCAAGGCUCGGGAUGCACCUCAGUAUGAGCCCGCAAAGGUCGCUCUGGUCUGCUGUUGGGCUGUAUCUGUCGCUUUGGCUAUUGUCCUUGUGGUUUACUAUGUCCUUGUGAAUAGCUCGAGGGAGAAGAAGGAAGGUGCUGUUGAUACUGAGGUCUCGGAGAGCAAAGCGUUCGCUGGUCUGACUGAUAAGCAGAAUGUGGCGUUCAGGUAUCAGUACUAG
Fulvia fulva is the source of this 414-nucleotide messenger RNA. RefSeq names its product MFS-type transporter cnsL. The record is from RefSeq and is a predicted model, not a curated record. Lineage: Eukaryota; Fungi; Ascomycota; Dothideomycetes; Mycosphaerellales; Mycosphaerellaceae. Gene Ontology annotation, molecular function: transmembrane transporter activity. Gene Ontology annotation, cellular component: membrane. The transcript has 2 exons. The coding region runs from base 1 to 414 and encodes 137 amino acids.